AUGGCACCCAACCUCUUUGUAGCCACUCAAAAGGCCUUUGCGCCACACAAGUGGUUCAAAUCAAACAAGAUUGAUCAGUCGUCGAGGGUCGUUGAAGAGUGGUCCAGCCCAGUACCCGGACAGUACGAGAGCAUCCCCGGUCGAGGCUGGUUCCUCAUCGCAACUCUCAGGGAUGAAUUUAAACCAGAGAGCAACCCCAGUUCAUCCGUCAAGUCAUCAACUGGAAAGGAGUACACUCCACUGGAGCACCCUGUUCCUUUGAAGUACUCCCAUGCCAUUGGUCGCUACUUUUUGGAGCCUGAGUUCAACAAGCGAAAGAAGACUGUCAUGAUCAAGAACGACAAAUGCAAAGAAGUGAAGGCUGGCUUCUUCCGGGUUGACGACGUGGCUUGGGUCAAAUGCUGGGACGAAAACGACACCUUCAUUCCUGGUAACGCAAAUGGCGCUGCGGGCUAUCAACGUUGGGUCUUUGAUCAGCAAACCCAACAGUUCCGUCACAUGAUCAAGCGCGACGACCCCAACUACGUCCGAUCUCGAAAGAACUCCCCCGCUCGCGAUGCCGACAACCGCAGCCAAGAGUCAGUAAGCACCGAGUAUCGCACUAGCCGUCCUGGUAGUACCAAGAACGGCUUCAGCGUUGCUAGCACCCGGGCCAACAGUGUUCGCUACCAGCCUCCGACUCCCACUUCGAACCCGCCAAGCCAACGCCCGUCAAGACAGAGCAGUCCCAAGCGCAGCAACAGCAUACCUCUUGAAGAGGCCAAGGUUGCCCUAAGACGCUUGGCUCGGGAGCACGAAGAAGCCGCGGCCGCCUUGGCCCGAUCCCGCAUGAAGCGCACCGAUUCCAAGGAUCGUGUUGAGCAGAUUGAGCGCGGUCGUGUUUCGGAGCGCGUCGGCAACUAA
Messenger RNA from Alternaria atra, 903 nucleotides. RefSeq lists its product as uncharacterized. The record is from RefSeq and is a predicted model, not a curated record. The coding region runs from base 1 to 903 and encodes 300 amino acids. NCBI's taxonomy places the organism in Eukaryota, Fungi, Ascomycota, Dothideomycetes, Pleosporales, Pleosporaceae. The transcript has a single exon.